AUGGCAACAACAUUACAAGAUUUAUCUACAGAUGAAAAAUCAAUAUUAGAUAAAAUUAAUCAAUUAGCUGAUCAAGUUGAUCCAUUAUCAACUAAAAUUCAACUUUCUGACACAACAAAUUUAUAUGAUGAACUUUUACGAUGGAAAACUGAAGCUUAUCGUAUUAUUGAUCAAGUUUAUGAACAAAAACGAAUUCAUCUUCAAACAAUCAUAGAAGAACAUAAAUCAAAACAAGCAAAAACAAUAUCUGAUACAAAAGAUGUACUUCUUCAAUUACAAAUGAAAGGUCAUGCAACGCGUGAAGAACUUGAACAACUAGAACAAACAUUGAACAAUGUUCAGAAGACUAUCGAUAAAUUCAUUGUAAUUAAAACAAAAUCUUUAGAUACCAAUAAUAGCGUAAUAGUAGAAUUAAAUGAUGAUUGUAAAUCACCUAAUUUAACUCAAUCACGACCAACACAGGAAUUUACCUUCAGUCAUUUGAAUGAAGACGACUUCAAGAGCGAUGGACUACGAUCGUAUGCGAAAUAUCGUAAUCUUGGAAUCGCCAAAGCAACUAAUGGCAUGGUUUUGGCUCAUGUUAUCCGCUUUAUUCCACCGUUUCGUCCUGAGGAGGUAUCGAAGUUGCAUUAUCAUGAAGUCGAUUUCCAGAUGGUCUACGUGCUCAAAGGUUGGGUAAAGUCAAAACUUGAAGGACAGGGAACAAUUACUAUGUCGACAGGUUCCUGUUGGAUCCAACCUCCAUGCAUUAAACAUGCUGUUGUCGGUUAUUCCGAUGAUUGUGAGUUGCUCGAAAUAGUUCUGCCAGCGGACUUCAAAACAAUCAUGCUCGAGUAG
Molecule: messenger RNA, 837 nt
Organism: Rotaria sp. Silwood1
Lineage: Eukaryota; Metazoa; Rotifera; Eurotatoria; Philodinida; Philodinidae
Source: the annotation of a GenBank genome assembly